Bufo bufo (common toad) is the source of this 2386-nucleotide messenger RNA. It is a transcript of the gene MLPH, whose product is annotated as melanophilin. The record is from RefSeq and is a predicted model, not a curated record. The transcript has 18 exons. Bases 58 to 2169 code for a protein of 703 amino acids. Gene Ontology annotation, molecular function: myosin binding; actin binding; small GTPase binding. Gene Ontology annotation, cellular component: cortical actin cytoskeleton. Gene Ontology annotation, biological process: intracellular protein transport. NCBI's taxonomy places the organism in Eukaryota, Metazoa, Chordata, Amphibia, Anura, Bufonidae.
UCCAAGCCAGACAUUCCAGCUGCAGCUGCAGAACAGAUCUUACAGCUAUUGCGCCCGAUGAACACGGUGCCCACUACCAUGGGGAAGAAACUGGACCUGUCCAAGCUGAGCGAUGAUGAGGCCAAACAUGUGUGGGAGGUUAUUGAGAGAGACAUGAAUCUACGCAAGAAUGAGGAGCAGAGGCUUGAGGAUCUAAAAGAAAAAUUGGAGAAGGAGGACAGUAAGAGGGAGUUUCUGUGCAACCAGAGUAGUCUGAACAGCACACACUGCAUUCACUGCCUACAACCCUUCCAGUUCCUGAUUAACAGCAAGCGCCAGUGCAAAGACUGCCAGUUAUAUGUCUGCAAGAACUGCAGCCGCUACAACAAGAAAGAGCAGGGCUGGGUGUGUGAUACAUGCAGGGUCUCGAGAACGGUGAAGAUCGGAUCCCAUGAAUGGUAUCAUGACCAUGUACGCUCUAGAUUCAAGCGGUUUGGCAGCGCCAAAGUGUUGCGCUCUCUGUACCUAAGGAAGCAGUCUGAUAGAGGAAUUCAGGAUAGAGUACAGAGCAUGCCCGAUAUCAACCGAGAAUAUCUGCGCCAGGCGAGGGCUGGGAUGUUUGCUGAUGAGGAUGAUGAUGUACUGGACGGUGCAGAAGCUCAGCGUUAUAGUAUGAUGCGCAAGACCAAGCGUCUGCUGUCAGUUCACCCAUAUGACUUUGACAAUGAUUCUGAGUAUUCAGCUCAGUCACGCAGACAAUCGGUGCAGCUUUCUCCAUCUCUAGAACCAGAUGUUUUCCAGUCGUUUUCUGAGUACACCAGCACUGGCAGAGACGUGGCUCGAAAAGAUUCACUCAUUGCCGAAGCUGAGCUGGCUUCAGUGUUCCACCGGCUUCUCCAGGAGCAAGGCCAAAAUGCCCCCAACCCAGAGCAGGAGUUCAGUACUGAAGUUCGUUUGACAAUGAACUCUCGACGCCGUAGUCUGGAAAACAUCCGGAGGUCCAACCUUCCUUGUUUAACAGAAUCACAAACAAAUUGUUCCAUCCCAGAUGCCCAACUAACUCGCACCCGCUAUCUCCCUAAAGGCAGCCCUUACCUUAUACCCAAGGGAUCACAGUACUCUGGUGACAUGGACAGCUCGGAUGACGAAAGGGGGGCUGCACCCAAAGCUCCCCCCAAACGUAGAAGCCGGGCAUCAUCUCAGGAAAAUAUCCACCACUCAGGAACACAGAUCUCUGAUCUGAACAAACGCAUGUCCGCUAUUGAACGCAUGCUAAACCGCUUAGAGGAAAGAAUCUCUGUGCAGUCUGAUGAGUCCACAGGUCAAGGAGGACAAACUGAUGCAGACUUGGAGGAAGAAACACUUAAACGAAAGAUAGGAGAACUUGCCAGUAACCUUAGUGAUAAAGGAGGCUCUUCUGAUGAUGAGAAAGGACCAAAAUUCAAGUCAACAGUGAAACUUUCCAAUGAGGAUGCUACCGACGAUCAGGCCCAGAAGAGGACCGCAGCUCAGGCUCUCUGUGAUAUCACAGCCAAAACAUUGAGGACCAUAAAUGCCACUGAGAGAGCCAUGCAAGAAGCCUUUGACGGUGAGAUCCAACAGCCCAUCAUUCAUUACACCAAACCAGGAGCCAGCGGCAAGGCACAGGCUGAAUUCCAGAAAUUAGAAGAAAAUGUGUACAUGAUAGCAGAUAAGACAUAUCGACUUGAAAAGAACCUCCAGGAUCUGGAGGAACGUACACGUCAGAGUGGAACCACAGAUUCUGAGCUUUCAGAAUUAGAGGUCAGUGUGGCAUCUGCUAUGGCACAAGUGCAACAGGCAGAGAGUGAGGUGUCAGAUAUUGAAUCCAGAAUAGCUGCUCUAAGUGCAGCAGGACUCACUGUGUCACCUUCAGACAAGGCAAAGAAGAAGUCCAGCUCUCGGACGACCGCCUCUGCUAUAUCCAGAAGCACAGAGCCAUUUCGCUCCUCAUCACCAGAAUUACAAAACCUUACUUCAACACCCAGUGAAGCGAAGAUUCUAACAAUGCAGCAGGCUCUAAGAAGAAAAUUUAAUAUUGACACGGACAUGGCUGAUGGUUCCUUUGAACGUAAUGCACUUUACCGCGGCUCCCUGACACAACGCAAUCCAAAUGGGAAGAACAGAAAGCUGGACCGCGUCUUUGCUAAACCUGUUCUCAGCCAGAGAUGAAACAAGGAUCAAAGCCUUCUUCAAAUGCAAUGGCUCCUUCUGCCUCAUUUACACCAAGAGGAUUGAACCCUAGCUUACAGCAGCAAACUUUAUGGGGGUCAUUUAUUAAGACCUUGCGCUCAAGGGGAAUUCGCCAAAGUUAUGAAGAGGUGCUGCCUCUACAAAACUUUGGAGUAUCCACUGCCGGUCUAAAUGUAAGACAGCUUCCUUGCUGGCU